This is a messenger RNA of Aspergillus wentii DTO 134E9, 2793 nucleotides long. RefSeq lists its product as uncharacterized. The transcript has 3 exons. Gene Ontology annotation, biological process: regulation of transcription by RNA polymerase II. Gene Ontology annotation, cellular component: SAGA complex. Bases 1 to 2793 code for a protein of 930 amino acids. Lineage: Eukaryota; Fungi; Ascomycota; Eurotiomycetes; Eurotiales; Aspergillaceae. Gene Ontology annotation, molecular function: transcription coregulator activity. The record is from RefSeq and is a predicted model, not a curated record.
AUGGCAACGGCCGUCUCAACUCCCGCCUCCCACCCCCCCAAGAUGAAGCGGCCGCCCCCGCCUUUCGCUCAGGCCGGGGUCAACGGGGUCAAACCUCACCAGACCUCGUCCUCCCCUCCUACCACUUCGAAACGUCUUCCUGGAUCAGGUCAAUCAGCUGCUGCAGGUUCGACUAAUUUCUCGGUCUCGAAUGGCGUGAAUGGCGUGGUCAAUUCGACCAAUAUCACGAACAAGGGUCCCCUGAACCGGUCCAAGAAGGAUGCGCAAAAGUUGGGCGACCAGUCUAUGCGAUUACAAAGGCCGUCCGGGAGGACAACAGCAACGGAAAAUGAGGGUCGCAUAGGCAAAAAUUGUCCCGAGCCAUAUGUCAAAACAACCUCCCAUAUACUCAAAAAAUUCUCCAGAUCUCCUCCCUCUCUCAUCGUUCAUUUACAUCCGACUCAUUUCCGUUUUGAGCAACAAGAUGGAAGCUUUCCUUAUAACUCUGAGAUGAAGGUCAUCAUUGAACAUAUCCGCGCAGGAACUGUUCCCCAUGAUAUGAUAGAAGAGCUCCUGCGAGCCAAUGUUCGAUUUUAUGAAGGCUGCCUCAUUGUUCGUGUGGUCGAUCACAAGUCGGCAUCUGCGCAAGCUAGGAAAUCAACCGCUCCGUCGACGAACGAAAAUAAUACCCCAUUCUCCAUCCACAACUACAAUGAACAUGUCACUCCUUCAGCAUUUGUUCCGUAUCCGAAACAAAAUCAAUUGACUUCAGAGAAGCCGGUCACAAAAACUGAGUCGGACACUGGAAGCCAUUCCGAUGUUAAGACUAACGGGAACCCAUCUGGAUCCCAAGGUGGGAAAGAAGCCGAGUCGGCCGCUGCUACUCAGCAGAAGAACGCUGUAACAAAACCUCGAGUGUUCACAACCGUCCUCCAUCCUACUCCCCGUUCAUUGCAAGCGGAGUUGACUCUGCUGGCCACUACACCUGAUCCAAAAGCACCAAAACCAUUACCCCCGAACUCGACAUCUCCAGGCACAUCGGGAAAUCAACCUGACCGUGCACCGGCUCCAAAGAGGCAAAAAAUGCUGGUUGAACCGCAGGACUUGCCUCAUUGUGAAUCGAAACUGACCAGAGCGUUGGCACCACCUCUCUUCCUGGACCCCGUAGACAGUUUAGAGGCUGCACAAGAUCUACUGAAAUUUCUUGAAAGCCCACAGCAUCGCGAACCGCCACCAUCGCCGAAGAGAAGGAAGCGAACCGUGGCCGAACUUGCUGCCGAUGAGGCCUUGGCGGCCGAGGAAGAGAGAUUUAUGCUUAUUAUGGACGAGAGACUGGAGCCAACUACAUCAGGGGCUGCAGGAGCAUCGAAAUCUGCUGUUGUUGAUGAUGCAGGUGGCACGGCAUCCUUCGAGCCACGUUUCUCCCGAUUCAAGACACUUGAGAACAUUCGGAUGCAACAUGAAGAAAAGGCGAAACGGGAGCACGAAAUCAAGCUCAAGCAAGAAAUGGCCAAGCGGCAACAACAGGAGCAAGAGCGGGAGCGUCGCCGUGCACUGGAACAGCGGCAAGCCGAGGAGCAUGCCAAGGAAGAAACUCGCAGACAGCAGCUCGCUGCUCAACAGGCCCAGGCCCAGCUUGCAGCCGCCCAGCAGCAGAAUCGACAUGUCAUGGCUCAGGCGAAUGGUGUCAGUCAAGCGCCGCAGACUUCGCCGGUGGUUCGCAACCAGACUCCUCACAAUACCUCAUCUCCGCUGGUCGGAAAUACAAUGGUAACACAAGCGGGCGUUCCCAUGAGCAUAUCGUCUUCCGCCCAAGGAGCUGGCAGUCCUCCACGACCACCAUCUGCUUUACAGCACGCUCAUCCAAAUGUCAUGAGCCAUCCAAUGGCUCCCUCAAGGAGCCAACAAGGACCCAGUCGACACGGGACGCCCCAGAUGGGUCAAGGGACGACUCCAGCUAUGUCUCAUGCAACCCCAAUCAUGCGCAAUGUUACUCCUACGCAGAGAAUAAACCACGGAAGUCCGACCAAUUCCAUAACUCAAACACCUGCGAUGAAUCAACCUAUUAUGCCUCCACAGAUGGGCGGUGGCAUGGGCGGUCUUACACCUCAGCAACAGCAAUUAUUGCUGCAGCAAAGGCAGCAACAAAUAAUAGCGCAACAAAAUCUUGGCAACUCCCAAUUUACGCCUCAGCAGGUUGCUCAACUGCAGGCGAAUGUGCAUGCCCAACAAAAUAUUCAAUCACACCAGCAACAAAUGCUGCAAGCUCAGCAGCAGAACCAUCAAAACCAGCAGCAAAAGGCUCCGAACCAGCAGGUAUACCAGGCACAACUGAUGCGUGCACAGCUUGCGCAGAUGCAAAUGGCCCAGCAUCAGCAGCAACAGCAACAAACGCAAGGCCAAUCUCAGGGCCAGCAAAACCAGGUGCACCAGGGCAGUCCGCAAAUGACGCCUCAACAGCAGCAACAGCAGAUUUUGAUGGCAGCCGCACAAGCCAACGGGGGUCAUAUUCCCCAAAAUUUCCAAGGUGUCAACAUGGCGCAGCGAUACAAUCACCUCUACCAGCAGCGGUUACUUCGGUUACGGCAUGAAAUGGCCACCCGCUUCAUGGCCCAGUACGGAUCGCCUACUCAGUACCCACCGCAAAUUGCACAGCAGUACGGUAUCGGGCUCGAACGGAGCGCCAAAGCGUGGGUUCAAGAAAUCAUGCGACGGGAGCGAGAAGCCGCUCAACAGCAGCGUGCUUCCCAAGUUGCCCAAGUUCAAGCUCAAGUAAUGCAACAACAGCAGAACAUGAUGGGAAGAGGGAAUUAA